Biomphalaria glabrata is the source of this 1967-nucleotide messenger RNA. RefSeq names its product extracellular serine/threonine protein CG31145-like. The record is from RefSeq and is a predicted model, not a curated record. The transcript is spliced from 11 exons. Gene Ontology annotation, cellular component: Golgi apparatus. Gene Ontology annotation, molecular function: phosphotransferase activity, alcohol group as acceptor. The coding region runs from base 196 to 1638 and encodes 480 amino acids. NCBI's taxonomy places the organism in Eukaryota, Metazoa, Mollusca, Gastropoda, Planorbidae. Gene Ontology annotation, biological process: protein phosphorylation.
CACCAAUAGAACUAACUUUGACUAUGUUUUUCCCUAAGAUCAUACAUGUUGUUUAUUCUUUAAAAUGUAAUACUGUAAAAAAAAUUGUUUGUUUUAAAGUGAUUUCUAUAAGAUGGAGUUGUUUAUCUAAAUGAGGAGCUCAAAUCUUCCUUUGAGAAUUCUCUUGUGGUGUCAGCUUGAUGGGUUCCAAAGAAAAUGAAGAGAUCAAUUAGGUAUGCGUGGUUUAAAUUUGCAUUGAUUACUUCCCUUUUGAUGUACGCAGCCUUAGUAUACUAUCACGUGGAGACAUUAAUGAAAGAACGUGAAGUGUUCACUCGUUGCUAUACCCUUGACCAUAACCAGAUGAAUCUUGAAAGCCCAAAUGUGAAGAACAACCGAGGGAGUAGAUCAAAGCAGAGUGUACCAGAAGCAGACAUGUUCAUACAAGAAUACACAGAAAGAGCAGACAUCAUCAACUCCAUCUAUCAACUGAAUAAGCGUGAACAUUAUCACGUGUUUCUGUCCAGGCUUAAAGAGAGAAGAAAAGAGGGAAAACGAAUGGCCGAGUAUUUAAACAUAGAAGGAAAUGAGACUUGGCUGUUGUUUCAACGAGACAUUAAUCAGUUCUAUUUAUACAACCCAGCUGACCACCAGUUACUUAAUGAGCUUCUUAAAGAUUUAAACUCGAGACCUGUGGUGAAAGCAGAGAUCAAUCGCCAAAGUAGUCAGUUGGUUCUUAUUCUGACUUUAGACGAUGGUGGCAAAGGAGUAUUUAAACCUAUGAGGAUGGCCAGAGAUGCUGAGACUUCCGAUGAUUUGUAUUACUUUAGUGAAAUGGAAAGACACAUCUCAGAGAUUGCUGCCUUUCACUUAGAUAAGGUGCUUGGGUUUUAUCGAGCACCUCCUACUAUUGGACGAAUCUUGAAUAUAACAAGAGAUAUCCAACAAGUUGGAGAAGAGACACUGACCAAUACCGUAUAUAGGUCACCAGUUGGCAAUGUUUGUUUUUAUGGAAAAUGUAAGAAUUUUUGUGAUCCGGCCUUCGCUGUGUGUGGACAACCAGAUGGGAUACAAGGAUCCAUAUCAGCAUUUUUGCCAUCUAGAAGCUUCCACUCAGCCAGUGCUAAUCUACACCAUCCUUGGUCAAGAAGCUAUAAUAUGAAACUCAAACAAGGUUGGGAAACUAAUGAAGAGUACUGUGAGACCAGUGUUAAAGGACAGUCUGAGUUUAAAGGUCGCCGACUUCUCGAUUUUAUGGACACCUCAGUUUUCGACUUUCUGAUAGGUAACAUGGACCGUCAUAACGUGGAAUUCUUCUCACAGUUUGGUGCUGACACAUUUCUACUUCAUUACGACCAUGGACGCGGGUUUGGUAAAUCUAAAUACGACUGCAUGUCUUGUCUAGCUCCCGUGCGUCAAUGUUGUUUGAUUCGUCUGUCCACUCUGGCUAAACUGAUCAAACUUUACAAUGGACCGGACAGUCUAAGUCACGUGCUUCAAGAGUCGCUAAAGGCUGACCCAUUGGCUCCCAUACUCUGGGAACGUCACCUGGACGCACUAGAUCGUCGUGUUGGUCUAAUUAUCAAAGUGAUCAGUGAAUGUAUCACCAGGAAAAGAAAACUUUGGCAAGAGGUUAUCGUUGAUGAUGGAGUUAUUUAAAUAUUGACACAAAUGUUUUAAAGAAAACUUUGACAGAAAUAGUAAGCAGAGGCUUGAGCUGGGAAAACAGGAACAACUUGUACGCAGAGACUUAAGAUGGGAAAACAGGAACAGAACUUGUACGCAAUGGCUUGAGAUCGGCAUCAAUCAAAAACAAUUUUUCCUCACAAAAAUAAAAGGAGUAAACUCCAAAAAAUAAAUUGGCUGUUUCUAUGGAAACACGUGGAUGAAACUAAGAGUGCCUUUCAAAAUGCUAAGGUAGUAUUUGAUUUCAAUACAGAGGAAUAAUGUAUUAUUGCCUACUGAUUAAAAAAAACAGUGUAUUAUUA